AUAAAAAUGCGUACCGUUUGGUGAAAAGGUGCGAUGCAGCUGAUCAUGGUCUAUCUAACGGAGUUUGCGUGUAGGUGAAACCAGCUCCAGAGCAGUGCGUAAAGGGGGAGAGAGAUGAGUGAGUUACAAAACGAAGAGUGAAUAAGCCAUUUCGCCAUUAUCACUCUCUCGCAAAAAGCAAUGAAGCUCUAGGUUUGCAUUUUAGGAGUAGCUGAAUCAUAUGAGGCGGAUGGUCUUGUGCUCAUUACUUCAACUUUUGUUGACAAAUCUGCCUUCGUGAAUCUGUUAAGAUUGAAGAAUAGAUUUGCAUAGAUUACUUGUCUGGCAGAAGGAUUCAAAAUGAGUUGGAACCCACACAUGGAUGUCCAUUACAAUAGCAUUAGUUAUCCCUAUAAUACAGCAGGAAGCUUUAUCGAAUAUUUUGAAGGUCUUACCUAUGAACAUGUCAACUUCAUUUUUUCUGGUGCAUCACAUGCUCAGGAGAGUUCAUACCCUUCAAAUUCAAGCUUUUACAAGUUUGGACUAUCUGAACCUGAUAAUUCAUCAUACUAUCGUUACAGUCAUGGUUAUGAGGUAAAUCAUCACGAACCACUGGUGGAUGAGUAUAGGAGACCUUCAGAGAACUCAUUGACAAUCAACGAACAGACAGCAGCAGUAAACACAGAAUGGGUUGAAGGUGGCAACACUGACACACGAGACAAUUCUAUUGAAUGUCCUCGAAGACAUCACAGUAAUUCAAGUGAUUAUCAGGUCAUUUGGCAAGACAAUAUUGAUCCCGACAACAUGACCUAUGAGGAACUACUUGAAUUAGGUGAAGCUGUCGGAACUCAGAGCCGUGGUCUCACCCAAGAACAGAUCUCCUCACUCCCAGUGUCGAAGUUCAAAUGUGGGUUCUUCUUGAGGAAGAAGUCUCGGGGUGAGAGAUGUGUGAUUUGCCAGAUGGAAUAUAAAAGAGGGGACAAGCGUAUCACCUUGCCAUGUAAACAUCUUUAUCACGCUAGUUGUGGGAACAGAUGGCUCAGCAUCAAUAAGGCUUGCCCAAUAUGUUACACAGAAGUGUUUGCCGACAAGUCAAAGCACAAAUAAUCUAGCAGCGGAUAAGUGACCUGCAUAUGUUUCUGUUUUUCCUUUAAUGUGGAGGUCUUUCAUAGAAAUACAUUUUUAUUUGUUUUUACCUUUUCUUAGUGAGGUAAGUAAGCCCUGGGUUUUAGAAAAAUUAUUACAGAGAGAAUCCUAAAGUGUUAUAAAAGAAUAUGAGUGAACAUGUAUCAAUUAUCAUGGUUGUACUGAAGAGGUUGGAUUACGGUAUGUUUUCAUAAUGUUUAAUACAGUGUGCUAUGAUUUCACAUAA
Vigna umbellata (rice bean) is the source of this 1351-nucleotide messenger RNA. Its product is annotated as E3 ubiquitin-protein ligase BIG BROTHER-like. The record is from RefSeq and is a predicted model, not a curated record. Gene Ontology annotation, molecular function: ubiquitin-protein transferase activity; ubiquitin conjugating enzyme binding. Lineage: Eukaryota; Viridiplantae; Streptophyta; Magnoliopsida; Fabales; Fabaceae. Gene Ontology annotation, biological process: negative regulation of organ growth; protein ubiquitination; floral organ development.